CAACAUGAUGUUGUCUUGGAAGGAGCUGGCUUAAAAAUCACUACUCCGCUUAUGCCCAAUGGAAGGAUGCUGUCUUGUAGAGACAGCCAGACCUACACAUUCAGGUUGGAUGAGCACCCAAACAAUAACUGGAGUCCUAGGCUGAGUAGAACUGAGUAUCAUCGUUUAAUUGGGAACCUGACAGCACUUCGAAUCAGAGCUACUUAUGGAGACACCACAGGCUACCUCAGGAAUGUCAUUUUGAUUUCGGCACAGCCAACCUCUGGCACUCCAGCACCGUGGGUGGAACAAUGUGUGUGCCCAGCUGGAUACCAGGGGCAGUUCUGUGAGAAAUGUGCUCCAGGGUACAAGAGAGAGAAUUCUGGUAGACAUGGGGCUCUCAGCAACUGUGUGGUGUGCAAUUGCCAGGGAGGAGGACUCUGCGAUCCAGAUACAGGAGAGUGCUAUUCUGGGGAUGAAAACAUGGAGCCCAUACAUGCUGGCUGCCCAGCUGACUUUUACAGAUCCCCAUGGAACCCACAGAGAUGCCAGCCAUGCCCGUGCCAAAGUGGCUAUGGCUGUUCGGUCCAGCAGAGCACAGGGGAAAUUGUUUGCAAUAGGUGCCUUCCAGGCGCAGACGGUAAUGCCCCAGUUAUGAUGUAA
Molecule: messenger RNA, 642 nt
Organism: Sceloporus undulatus (fence lizard)
Lineage: Eukaryota; Metazoa; Chordata; Lepidosauria; Squamata; Phrynosomatidae
Product: laminin subunit gamma-2-like
Exons: 4
Coding region: 52-642 (196 amino acids)
Molecular function (GO): extracellular matrix structural constituent
Source: RefSeq, a predicted model, not a curated record